This is a messenger RNA of Ogataea parapolymorpha DL-1, 2214 nucleotides long. RefSeq names its product Nuclear polyadenylated RNA-binding protein 3. The coding region runs from base 1 to 2214 and encodes 737 amino acids. Gene Ontology annotation, molecular function: RNA binding. NCBI's taxonomy places the organism in Eukaryota, Fungi, Ascomycota, Pichiomycetes, Pichiales, Pichiaceae. The transcript has a single exon. The record is from RefSeq and is a predicted model, not a curated record.
AUGAGCGACGAAGAAGCCCAAUCGGACUAUUCUCCGGAGGCUAACUUUAAUGACCCGGAGACCUCUGAGGAGAAAUCAAACCUGCAUGACGGUUCUGAUAGUGAGCACUCAAAUCCGGGAACAGAGGUAGCCGACGUCACCGAAGAUGAUGGAGCAACUGAACGUGGCAAAGCAGACAACGAGAACAUGCACACUACAAUAGAGCACGAUGCACCAGAAAAGCCUUCAGUAAGUUCACCAGAGGAAGAUGAGUAUAAUCCGGAGUCGAUAUAUGAAGAAGACGCAAAAGAUUCUACCACUACGUCCGAGAUUAAUCAGGAGGAGGCCGCCCAAAAACCAGUUCUUGACCCAGUUGUAAUAGCAAAGUCAACAGAAGACACUCAACCAGAAGACAAAGCGAGUGACGAAGAAAAGCAAGACCAAGACGAAGAAGUGGAAACGAAGACCGAGAAUUGGCCGGAAGAUGCCAGACCCGAUUCGCCGCCUACAUCGGCAAAUGGCGAAGACGUGGACGUUCCGCUAUUUAACGACGUGAUCAAAUUUUUCCUGAACAGUUCCUUAUUGAACGAUGCUGACUUCCAACAGUUGACUCCUGCAGACAAAGAACUGAGAUUACUUGCCGAAUACAACAAAGCCAACAAUACGCAUGUGAAUGUUCGAGUGAACUUCGGAGCAACAACGUCUUAUAAUAAGCCCCAGAUGCGUCCUGGAGAGACAUUCCAGGUAUUGGUGCCUAUCAAUCCGUUUUGCCUAAGACCCGAUAUCACUCAGCCAAUGUCCCCGGAAGAGCGAUCAAGUUACGAACAAUAUUUGCGCGACGAAGAUACGGCCUUGAGCAGCGGUAAAUGGGAUAAUUUUCCUAUUGGUUCGCGACUGUUCAUCGGAAAUCUUGCUGUUAACACGUUAAGCAAAGAGGAUGUUUACAGAAUUUUCCACCCUUAUGGAGAAGUGAAACAAGUCAACCUUAAGCAAGGUUUUGGCUUUGUACAAUAUGCCAAGGCGGAAGAGUGUUCACGGGCCAUCGAAGGAGAAAAAAAUGUUCCGCUUCAUAACAGAUUUAUGCACUUGCAGGUUUCCAAGCAUCAGGUCCAAAGAGCCAUGGAGCAGCAAGGAAAGAAUACCGGCUCAUCAAAGAACAACAGAGGGAGAUCCAGAUCUCCGGAUGGUGGUCACAACAAAAAUCGGUCUAGGUCUCCGAUCAACGAAACGGAAGUUAAGGUCAUCACUUCGAACGAUUCGACGCCAGAGUUCAAUAACAGAAUAUUGAAAAGACUCAAACAGGAUGGAUUAUCUCUAGAAACUGAACAUUUCGAUUUACCCGUCUCGGAAGUUCCCCAAGAAGCAAGCACGUCUGCCGCUUAUAAGGGCGUCCUCGCUGUUGUGAUUCCUCACCAUGACAAGCUGGACAUGAUGAUUUACGAGAAAACUUCCGAUGGUGGCAUUAGAUUCGACGAGUACUCCGAAAUCUCCAUCAAUGAAGCCAUCGAGCUAAUUUUAAGUGCAAAAGCGAAGCGUUUUGCUUCCGCCUCGCGGGAGCAUCAAUCGAGAGGCCGCUCGAGACAAAACAAUGGUGGCCAAAAUCGCCAGUCAAAAACCAGCAACCAAGCUCUGUACAGCUCGCGCAACGGUAAACAACAACAUCAACAGAACUCUGGAUCUGGAAGGUACGGCAACUCCAGAUACAACCAUCAGUAUCCUACUGCUUACGCCACUGGAAGCAACGCACAACCUUUUGUGCCCCGUCCAGGCUAUGGCACGCCUACUCCGCCACCCGCACCGUAUGGCAUACCAAGUAACGUGGGGUUUGCUCCUUCCUAUCCAGGUUAUCAGCAGCAAUUGUAUCAGCCGAUGGGUAUGCCUCAAGUUUCUCCACCUCAACCACAGGGAAAUCAGGCACAACUAUUACAAACCAUGCAAAGCAUGGACCCUGCAACCUUGCAAAAUGUCUUGUCCUUGAUGCAGCAGAUGCAAACUCAACAACCUGGAAGUAACCAACAAACCUCGAUGCCGCAAGGAAACGCCUUAUCCGGCCUCUUGAAUCAGUUGCAAAACUCUGCACCGGGUAACGCCCCACCUGCCCCAUCAUACUCUAGUUCGCUGAACCAGCCUUCUCAGCCUAGUAAUUCCAACGCUUCCGGCAGUUCGAGCAACAAUAGUCAGGAUCAGACUAACGACUUGUUUGAAACCUUGGCCAGACUGAAGAAUAAUAUGUGA